Molecule: messenger RNA, 3789 nt
Organism: Naegleria lovaniensis
Lineage: Eukaryota; Heterolobosea; Eutetramitea; Acrasida; Naegleriidae
Exons: 1
Coding region: 1-3789 (1262 amino acids)
Biological process (GO): phospholipid translocation
Cellular component (GO): plasma membrane
Molecular function (GO): ATPase-coupled intramembrane lipid carrier activity; nucleotide binding
Source: RefSeq, a predicted model, not a curated record
AUGAAAGAGGCCUUAAAACCAGCAAUAGGAAAGUUCGUCGAGAAAACAAGAACUGUACCAAAACACAUUGUACUUAUGAGCCUGAUUAUUGCCUUGCUGACUUAUGUUGUCAUGAGUUAUGUAAUGCCCAAAUUAAUGAAUUAUUGGAGAAUUUUGGAUUGGAGAAAACAUCACACGGAAAAGGACGAGUUACAACACAAGAAGAGACUAAUCAAAUUAAUGGAUAUUGAGGAAGGAAACUCUUCCAAUGGUUGUAACCACUGUAGAUAUACAUGUGAGACAAGAUCCAAGAAAUCUCUCAACUCAUCUGAAGACACCAAUUAUAUUUCUACGACUAAUUUUGACAUUAAGAAUUCAAUUACACUCUCCGUAGUCAGUUUUAUAUAUGCAACUUUUGUAUACUUGGGUCAACCAAUUCAAGUAUGGUGCUUGGCAAUUAGCUUUGUUCAAUUAUUUGUUUUCCACACUGGAAAAUCUUUCUAUCCUCUUGCUAUUUUCACAAUCUUUAUUGCAGUAGUUGAGACAAAAAAUCAAUUAAGCAAAUGGAAAACAGAUAAGGAGAAAAAUGAAAGACCUGUCAAAAUGGCUAACGGUACUGUCAAGCAGAGAGGCGAGUUGAGAUGUGGUGAUGAGGUCAUAAUUUCUAUUGGAGAGGAGGUACCUGCUGAUUUAAUAUUAACAGAUAUUAUUGUUGAGGAUAAUAAGAAUCAUUCGAGAAAGCCUAUUCUCUACAUGAACGAGGUUACUGUCACUGGUGAAAAUGAUCCUGUUAAAAAGUGUUUGUUGACGGAAGAGAUAAAAUCGAUCCGUAUUGACAACCUGCUACUCAGAAGUGCCAUAAUCAAUGAAAAGAUCCACGUAGAUGAAUCAUAUAUUAUAUUUGCCAAUUCAGUCAUUGCAUCAAUUGACCAAAACAUUUGCGUGAGAGGUAUCGUGGCAUGGUCUGGUACGGAGACAAAGGCGUUGCAUUCGAGUGGAGCCAAUACUUCAAAACAACCAACACCUUUCCUCGAGUACACAAACAAGGGAUUCUUUAUCAGUUUGGCCCUAAUGCUUUUCCUUGCCACUGUCAAUACGAUUGCAAGCAUGUUCUUUGGUGUAGAGGGAGGGGAGGAGCAUUCAUUUGGAAAGGUACUGAUUACACAAAUAAUGUUUAUUAACAUGAUGGUACCUCAAGGUUUAGAGCAAUUAAGAACGACGGUUUGUCAUUUGCUUGCAUUUAAUUUUAGGAGCAAUGUGAAUUGUAACAACCCUCUAGCAGUGGACGUUUUGGCAUAUGUUAACAGAAUUAUUUCGGAUAAGACCGGAACCUUAACUGUGAACUUGAUGCAACCAAAAUACACCAUGCUAUUUCUUGAGGAUGAAAGGACCGAAAUCACCAGUAGCACUGAUUUGGAUGCUUUACAUGUGGUGUAUGAGUAUGGCGUUUCUUGUGAAACCGAUUUAACAAAAUGUCACAAGGCGAAUUGCUUUGCAAUUUAUAGCACUACGGGUGUUGAGCCUGAAGAGAGAGCAAUUCGAGAAAUGGUAUCACCAUAUUCAAGAAUGAUUAGUCAUUGGCCGUCAGAACCCCAAGACAUUGAACCUGGAAGCGUUGAGUUCUCCGUUUUCGGAAGUGACUUUAUUGAGAAACGGCAUGAAUUGAAAAUUAUUGCAUUUUUCGGGUUUAUCAGAGAAUUCCUAUGCAAAUCUUGCCUCUUUCAAGAUACAGAGACGGGAGAGUAUUAUGUGGGAGUACAAGCAGGUGAUGAGCUCUUUUGGCGUGGAGAGACUGGAAUUUCUACUCACCCUUCUUCUGAGAAAAAGCUUGAAAAAUGGUCAGGCUUUCACGAAGUAGAAGACAAGGAUGCAGAAUUGGGCCUUGGAGCUCCAAGAACGUGGAGUCAUGGUAUUAAACCCAUUGGCGAUUCUGAGGCUCAACAAAUCAUUUCACAAUGGAGAGAUAGUUUUUCUGUCCUAGAGCUGGAAGAAAGGAUGAGCAUUCAAAAGGAAAUUGUUAAAGAGGCACUCACAAACAUUCGUCUCACCUCUAUUACUCACAUGGUAGAUAGGUAUAGAGAGGGCGUGAAAAGUGGAAUUAAGCAACUUAAUAAGGCUGGUAAACAGUUCUGCAUUUGCACUGGAGAUUCUUUCAAGAAUGCAAAACUCAUUGCCACGCAUUUAUCCCUUCCAAACCACGUCAUCAUUCAAGGAUCCACUGGGGAAGAGUUAAUGAAGUCUUUGGAUAAUGCUGAGGCAGAGGCAAUGAAUGGCUCAUGCACCUUCUUCUUUGAUCGAACAACAAUGGAAUUGUUGAGAACUCUCUACACCAAUAGCGGAUCUAAAUUUAGGGGACCUAUUUUCGAAAGACUUCUUCUCUUGAUCAAUAUGAAGGGAAAGAAACAACGAUUUCAACACUCACUCGUUUUUUGUAGAUCAACACCUGGGUUAAAACUUUGGUGUGUCAAGCUUUUACAAUAUCAUCAUGCUCAAACUUUCACUCAGCAAAUAUUUUACACAAGAAACUAUGUUCUAGCAAUGGGUGAUGGUACCAAUGAUUUACAAAUGUUAAAGGCAUGUGAUAUUAGUUAUGGAAUCAAAUCAGGAGAAACUGAAGACGUGUGUAAACAAACAGAUAUUUGGGCCACUGAGUGGUCUCCUCUUUUGGAUUUAUUAGAAAAGGAUGGCUUUGAAAAAGCAGUCAUGCUUGGUACUAUGGUAAAGGCCACUUUUUGGAAACAUUGGUGUUUUGCCUUAACAUUGUGGAGUGAUUUGUUAUUCCAAGGAUUCCCAUUGUAUCCAAGAGAUCCAACAGAACCAAUGCUCAUGCUGGUAUUCAAUGGUGUGGUAUUUGGACAGAUUGCCAGUCACGUCUCGAGUGACAUUGUUUCAGACUUCUCACAAUUCAGAAAGACCAACAUGAUGAGCAUGAGGGCCUUUUUACGAUGGGUCGUAGGAGCAAGCGUCACAGCUGUAUGUACUCACUGGAUUAUUCGAUGGCUAUUCCCAAUGGCCAGCUCGAGUCAUUUUGGAGCCUAUGUUCAAGUUUCUCAUGCAGUAAGCAUUACUGUCUAUCUUUACCUUACUACGAAUUCAUGGAGCGAUGACGAAGAUGUGGUAACAUUUAAAAAUCAGCCUGAAAAGUUUUACAAAUCAUCCUCUCUUAGCCAACAACACAUGAAUGGACAGUCUAUAGCAACAAAUUUGGCAUCCAUUAGCACGAACGGCAUUCACUCAGCUGUAGGAAUGAACAAUGACAUUGCUGCUGUCAGCAUGACAACAAAUCGACCACAGCCAAAAGUGAGCUAUUCACGCCUAUAUUUUUCAAUUUUGAGUUUUGUGGUUACGUUUGCCGUUUCCAUGUUUAUUUACAGACAUAUUGAGGAUACUAUUUCAAAAGUAACAGCACUCGCAAUUGUCAUUCCAUCACUGGGUUAUCCUACUCUGUACUUGUUCAAAUGUUUUACACAUGACGUUCCCUUCAUUGAAAAAUCUGUUCGAUUACUAUGGGAUUUGAAGUUCAAUGAAAUUUUGAUAAGCUUUGUAAAAUUCUCUCACACACCACAUAUGAGAGUAUUGCCAAUUAUUGGGUUUUCAUUAAUUAUCAAGAUAUUGAGCGGAAUUCCAGUGUUGGGGGCAGUAUUGGUGAUGGGAAUGAGCGUGGUAGCUACGACUUUUACCUUUUUAAUAUUUGUGAGCAAGAUGGGAUUUUUAAGGGCAUUAUUGGAUGGAAGAAGCGUUGCUGUUGGCUUGAUUUGCUUCUUGGUUGGUAUUUGGGUUGGAAGAAGUACGUGCUCUGUGAAAAUUUAA